UCCUCCUCCGUCGUCUCUUUAGAAUUUACUUUCGGAGUACUCAGCAGCAGCAGCAGCAGCAGCAGGACGGUUUAACCAGCGAAUCGCCUUUGAUUUCUAUUGUCCCUCCCCUGAUGUCUCCCAAAACCGCCAAGAUAAGUGUUAGGGUUUAUAUAUAGAGAGAGAGAGAGAGUGAGAGGGUUUGAUUUUGGAGCCGUGCAGGCACAGAUGCGUUGCUUGCUACAAGAUGUUCAAUAGACGCCAACACCUUGUGGAGCACAUGAAGAUUUCUCACCAUUCCCUUCAUCAGCCUCGCUGUGGGGUUUGCUUCAAGCAUUGUAAAUCCUUCGAAUCUGUUCGGGAACACCUUAACGUUCCGGACCAUCUGUUCAAAGGUGACUGCAAGUCCAUUUUCUCUGAACGAGGCUGUUCGCUCUGUCUUCAAAUCUUUGACGACGCCACUGCUCUGGCUCACCAUCAAAACAAGUGUCUCCUCUCUCCACCUCUUCCUCUUCCUCUUCCUCUUGUCAAUCCUACUAGGACUCUUGGUGUAGUAAAUUCACGUCUCAAGGCAGUGGCAAUUGACUGUGAAAUGGUUGGUGGUGGUGAUGACGGGUCUAUUGAUCUCUGCGCAUCUAUUUGCCUCGUUGACGAAGACGAGCAUGUCAUCUUUUCUACUCACGUCCAGCCCCAACUCCCUGUCACCGAUUACAGACACAAGGUAACUGGACUGACCGAAGAAGAUUUGAAGAAUAAUGGUAUGCGGCUUCAGGAUGUACGAGAAAAAGUUUUAACCAUCUUGUGCGGUGGACAUAAUGAUGGGGUUGGGAGGCUUCUUCUUGUUGGUCAUGACCUUAGACAUGAUAUGAAAUGCUUGAAACUCCAGUAUCCUAGCCAUCUGUUGAGAGACACAGCAAAAUACGUGCCAUUGAUGAAAACAAAUCUUGUAAGCCAAUCACUCAAGUACCUCACAAGGUCAUAUCUCGGGUACAAGAUACAAUGCGGGAAGCACGAGCCGUACGAGGACUGUGUAUCUGUGAUGAGGCUGUACAAGAAAAUGCGGGAUCAGGAGCAUGGAAAGGCAGAAAAAGAAGAAGGGGAUGGACUGAACUCGUGGAAACAGAGCGAUCUAGAGAAGAUGAAGCCGGAAGAGCUGUACCACAACUCCACAUCAGAGUACCGCUGCUGGUGCCUUGACCGCCGUUGAAAUCUAAGUUUCUCUCAUAAAUAAAUAGCUCCUCUUUUGAUGUAACUCAUUUUCUUCUUAGGAAAAAAAAAAAGCUCUGGGUGUUUUUUGGGAAACUGAUUCUAAACGAUGAUAACAACAGCUCUCUCCUCUCCUCUAGGAACUUGUAUAAUAAAAAAAAUGAUUUAGGCUCU
Molecule: messenger RNA, 1359 nt
Organism: Raphanus sativus (radish)
Lineage: Eukaryota; Viridiplantae; Streptophyta; Magnoliopsida; Brassicales; Brassicaceae
Product: RNA exonuclease 4
Exons: 7
Coding region: 227-1186 (319 amino acids)
Biological process (GO): rRNA processing
Cellular component (GO): nucleus
Molecular function (GO): 3'-5' exonuclease activity; nucleic acid binding
Source: RefSeq, a predicted model, not a curated record